This is a messenger RNA of Musa acuminata AAA Group (dessert banana), 1380 nucleotides long. RefSeq names its product photosystem I P700 chlorophyll a apoprotein A2-like. The transcript has 2 exons. Bases 1 to 1380 code for a protein of 459 amino acids. The record is from RefSeq and is a predicted model, not a curated record. NCBI's taxonomy places the organism in Eukaryota, Viridiplantae, Streptophyta, Magnoliopsida, Zingiberales, Musaceae. Gene Ontology annotation, biological process: photosynthesis. Gene Ontology annotation, cellular component: thylakoid; membrane.
AUGGCAUUAAGAUUUCCGAGGUUUAGCCAAGGCUUAGCUCAGGACCCCACUACUCGUCGUAUUUGGUUUGGUAUUGCUACCGCACAUGACUUCGAGAGUCAUGAUGAUAUUACUGAGGAACGUCUUUAUCAGAACAUUUUUGCUUCUCACUUUGGGCAAUUAGCAAUAAUCUUUCUGUGGACGUCCGGAAAUCUCUUUCAUGUAGCUUGGCAAGGAAAUUUUGAGUCAUGGAUACAAGACCCUUUACAUGUAAGACCUAUUGCUCAUGCAAUUUGGGAUCCUCAUUUUGGUCAACCAGCUGUAGAAGCCUUUACUCGAGGAGGUGCUACCGGUCCAGUGAAUAUCGCUUAUUCCGGCGUUUAUCAGUGGUGGUAUACAAUCGGAUUACGCACUAAUGAAGAUCUUUAUACUGGAGCUCUUUUUCUAUUAUUUCUUUCUGCUAUAUCCUUAAUAGCGGGUUGGUUACACUUACAACCAAAAUGGAAACCAAGCGUUUCGUGGUUCAAAAAUGCCGAAUCUCGUCUAAAUCAUCAUUUGUCAGGACUUUUCGGAGUGAGUUCUUUGGCUUGGACAGGACAUUUAGUUCAUGUCGCUAUUCCAGGAUCCAGGGGACAGUACGUCAGAUGGAAUAAUUUUUUAGAUGUAUUACCCUAUCCUCAAGGGUUGGGACCACUUUUUACGGGUCAGUGGAAUCUUUAUGCCCAAAACCCUGAUUCGAGUAGCCAUUUAUUUGGUACUUCCCAAGGAACAGGAACUGCCAUUCUAACCCUUCUCGGUGGAUUUCAUCCACAAACGCAAAGUUUAUGGCUGACCGAUAUUGCUCAUCAUCAUUUAGCUAUUGCAUUUAUUUUCCUGAUCGCUGGUCAUAUGUAUAGAACUAACUUCGGGAUUGGGCACAGUAUCAAAGAUCUUUUAGAAACACAUAUUCCUCCAGGGGGUCGAUUAGGGCGUGGGCAUAAGGGUCUUUAUGACACAAUCAAUAAUUCGCUUCAUUUUCAAUUAGGUCUUGCUCUAGCCUCUUUAGGGGUUAUUACUUCCUUAGUAGCUCAACACAUGUACUCUUUACCUGCUUAUGCAUUCAUAGCACAAGACUUUACUACUCAAGCUGCGUUAUAUACUCAUCACCAAUACAUCGCAGGGUUUAUCAUGACAGGAGCCUUUGCUCAUGGAGCUAUAUUCUUCAUUAGAGAUUACAAUCCAGAACAGAAUGAGGAUAAUGUAUUGGCAAGAAUGUUAGACCACAAAGAAGCUAUCAUAUCUCAUUUAAGUUGGGUGUGUAAUGCCAGUCAAGGUUCUGGAAUACCUAAGGAUUUUCUUGCCUUCAAUCAGUUUGAUAACAAUGCUCUAAAUACAGAAAUAGUAUUGGAAAUACAGAAAUAG